Molecule: messenger RNA, 725 nt
Organism: Vicia villosa (hairy vetch)
Lineage: Eukaryota; Viridiplantae; Streptophyta; Magnoliopsida; Fabales; Fabaceae
Exons: 1
Coding region: 104-559 (151 amino acids)
Source: RefSeq, a predicted model, not a curated record
CAAAAAAAACUGUUCGGUCCUAUAUAUGUAUUUUCAUGUUCUAGCACCCCCAAUAAUCACCACCAACACCAAAACCUUUGUUUAAUACACAAACCUUCAAGCAAUGCCUUUGGUAACCGAAGAGUUGAAAGCCAGAGCAGAGGUGUAUUAUGGUGACAAAGUUUGCAGGGAGAAAUUCUCUCUAUUGCUGGCAGAAAAAGGUCUACCAGAUGGAUUAUUAACCAUACAAGACAUUGAAGAAUGUGGGCAUGUGAAGGAACUAGGCUUUGUUUGGCUCAAGCUUGGGAAGAAGAUGGAGAGUAAGUUUGAUAAUAUUGUUGUUGGUUAUGAUUCAGUUGUUACUGCUUAUAUGGAGCCAAACAAGAUCAAGAAACUUACUGGUGUGAAGGCUAGAGAUUUCUUGGUUUGGUUUACUUUGAAUGAGAUUUAUGUCAAGCCAGUUAAAGGGGGGACGUUUGUUACCUUCAAGUCUUUGGUUGGUUUGUCCAUGUCUUUUCCAGUGUCAUUGUUCCAAGCUAGGAAAUUAGAAAGCAAGGAAGAUCAAAUUGUAGUUAAUUAAUUAGUGUAUAAUCUGGUUACGAUGAUUAUUCAUAUUAGAUUAUGCUUGAUGUAAUGCACUUGUAUAUAUUUUUUAUGACUUAUUGUUUGUAGGUUAUUGAAGAUUGGGAACCUCUGUAGAGGUAGCAGAAAAAGAAUAUGCUAAGCAAUAUUUCUUUUAUUAAGAA